AGGGUCGGUGCAGACAUGAUGGGCCGAACAGCCUCUUUCUGCACCGUUGGGAUUCAACAAUUCUUUGAAUCUACCCGAGUUCCAAAGAGCUGUAUCCGGAGUUUGCUGACUGUUCGAGCGACCCGGCUCCCCCAGUGCGUUCUGGUGGCCCCUGUCCUAUCUCGGAGUCUCGCCGCUGAGGCCAAGAAGACCUACCAGAGAGAGAAACCUCACAUGAAUAUCGGCACCAUCGGCCAUGUGGACCAUGGGAAAACUACACUGACGGCAGCCAUCACCAAAGUUCUAGCUGAGGCCGGAGGUGCCAAAUUUAAGAAGUACGAGGACAUCGACAACGCCCCCGAGGAAAAAGCCCGGGGGAUCACCAUCAACGCGUCUCACGUGGAGUACACCACGCCGAACCGACACUACGCUCACACUGACUGCCCAGGGCACGCCGACUACGUCAAGAACAUGAUCACGGGCACGGCUCAGCUGGAUGGCUGUAUUCUGGUUGUGGCAGCAACAGAUGGUCAGAUGCCGCAGACCCGGGAGCACUUGCUGCUGGCCAAGCAGGUGACUGUUUCAUCAUGGGACGUGGCCAUCGCCGGCAAGCGCAGCGCGGAAAUGCUUGACCUGGUUGAGCUGGAAAUGCGAGAGCUGUUGUCAGAGUUUGGUUACGACGGAGAGAAUACACCUAUCAUCCAGGGCUCAGCCCUGUGUGCCCUGGAGGAAAUGCUUGACCUGGUUGAGCUGGAAAUGCGAGAGCUGUUGUCAGAGUUUGGUUACGACGGAGAGAAUACACCUAUCAUCCAGGGCUCAGCCCUGUGUGCCCUGGAGAAUCGGAACUUGGAGAUGGGACGGGAUUCCAUCAUGAAGCUGCUGGAUGCUGUGGACACCUAUAUCCCCCUCCCAGACCGGGACCUGCAGCAUCCGUUCCUGCUGCCCAUUGAGCAGAUUUAUUCCAUUCCAGGUCGUGGCACAGUGGUGACUGGCACACUGGAGCGAGGGGUCAUUAAGAAGGGUGAUGACUGUGAAUUUAUUGGGCACAACAAGAGCCUACGUUCAGUCGUUACAGGCAUCGAGAUGUUCCACCAGAACCUGGAGCGAGCAGAAGCCGGGGACAACCUCGGAGCCCUGGUUCGGGGCCUGAAACGCGAAGAUGUGAGGCGCGGGAUGAUACUGUGCAAGCCGGGCUCCAUCAAACCGCACCGUAAGGUGGAAGCUCAGGUUUACGUGUUGAGCAAAGAGGAAGGAGGCCGUCAUAAGCCAUUUGUGACAAACUUUAUGCCGGUGAUGUUCUCGCUGACCUGGGACAUGGCCUGCAGGGUGCAGCUCCCAAAGGAGAAGGUAAGGCACUCGUCGCGCGGCUCUCCCCUCCCCUACCCCGCAGCACUCGCACCGCCUGGGACUGCCU
Molecule: messenger RNA, 1393 nt
Organism: Rhincodon typus (whale shark)
Lineage: Eukaryota; Metazoa; Chordata; Chondrichthyes; Orectolobiformes; Rhincodontidae
Gene: tufm
Product: Tu translation elongation factor, mitochondrial
Exons: 11
Biological process (GO): mitochondrial translational elongation
Cellular component (GO): mitochondrion
Molecular function (GO): GTP binding; GTPase activity; translation elongation factor activity
Source: RefSeq, a predicted model, not a curated record